Molecule: messenger RNA, 4077 nt
Organism: Onychostoma macrolepis
Lineage: Eukaryota; Metazoa; Chordata; Actinopteri; Cypriniformes; Cyprinidae
Gene: phf1
Product: PHD finger protein 1
Exons: 15
Coding region: 587-2104 (505 amino acids)
Biological process (GO): chromatin organization; regulation of DNA-templated transcription
Cellular component (GO): nucleus
Molecular function (GO): chromatin binding; DNA binding
Source: RefSeq, a predicted model, not a curated record
UUGCCAGAUUUUUGCCGGCACCCAAGGGCAUUUCGAAACUUUCUCCAAAAAGUCCACGCGGAGCGGCUCUGCUGGACUAAUUACAGCCCGAACUUUCCCUAAUGAGCCGCCGUGAGUGUGCGGCACCGGCCGAGCGCCUGUGGGGUCGGGCGCAGGUGGGAUGUCGGUCAGUCGUACAGAUGUGAAGGUGUUCUCCGGAUCUCCCUCCCUCUCCAUCUCCCUGUGUUUUAUGUCUGCGUCACAACAAGUCGAAGGAGAGCGAGGCAGAGAUGAUGAUGGCGUCUCUCUCGGGCUGAUUCUCAUGCCGCUUCCCUGACAAACACGCUCGAUAGCAUCAACCGAGAGACAGAGGGAGGUUGGGAACAUGAAGCAGAAGACAGACAGAGAGAGAGAGACGGACGGACAGACGGUUGCGCACUGACGGCUUGAGUGACGCGCGUUUGAUCCGCCGCGACUCUCCAAACGCGCCGAUUAUUCGGGACAGUGAUUGAGACGCAGAACAACAUCGGGCAUCAGGCGUUUCAUGUGAGACUGACAUCUCUUCCCCGUCUCUGUGACCCCAGCAGAGCAGAACACUUAACACAGGAUGGGGGGAGUCAGUGAAGGAGAGGAUGUUUUAGCCAGGUGGAGCGAUGGACUUCUGUACCUCGGCAAUGUCAAACGAGUGGACAGCGUCAAGCAGUGCUGUUUGGUCAGAUUUGAGGAUAACUCUGAAUUCUGGGUCCUCAGGAAAGACAUCCACUCAUUCUCUUCAGGUGGAGAGGAUGUGUGCUGUAUCUGUGAUGCUCCGCCUCUUAAAGAACCUCUUGUAAACUGCCUCAAAUGUCGCCACGGUUAUCAUCCAGAAUGCCACACGCCGUCCAUUGAACCUGAAGUUGACCCCAACAGCUGGAUAUGUCGCCAAUGUGUCUUUGCAGUCGCAACAAAGAGAGGGGGAGCGUUAAAAAGAGGACGCUUCGCACGGCUCAUGCAGAUCAUGAAAGUGCGGCUUCCCUAUCAGCUGUCAUCUUUAGACUGGGACCUUCAGCACUUGACCAACCAGCAGCAGUGUUACUGCUAUUGUGCUGGACCAGGAGAGUGGAAUCUGAAGAUGUUGCAGUGUGGGAGUUGUGGGCAGUGGUUUCAUGAAGCUUGCACUCAGUGCCUGACCAAACCUCUUCUCUAUGGAGACCGCUUUUAUCAGUUCCAGUGCUCAGUGUGCACAAAUGGUCCAGAGACCAUCCAGAGGCUUCCAAUGACCUGGGUAGAUUUGGCCCAUUUGGUGCUGUAUCACCUCUCCCUGUGCUGCAAGAGGAAGUAUUUUGAUUUCGAUCAUGAAAUCAUGUCUUUUGCAAAUGAAAAUUGGGAAUCUUUGCUUCUUGGCACGCUGUCAGACACACCGAGGCAAGACCGUUGCCAAAACCUGCUCAAUGCUUUAAAUUCCCACAAAGACAGGUUUGUUUCGGGGAAGGAAAUAAAGAAGAAGAAGUGUCUCUUUGGUCUUCAAGUUCGGGCUCCUCCCCCUCUGUCAUCGGACCAAUCACCUUUCAUCGCCGAACAGCCAAUCAACAUCACCCACAGGAGAAGCCCCACGUCACUGCCCUGCCAGCGGAGAGCGGUGGGUCCGGAGGCCCGUAAAUCAAAGCGUCGGGUCACUGAGACACAGACUUGUCCUACAGGAGUUGCGACAAACGCUAUUGACCUGGUGCCAUGCUGCCACGGUUAUGUUGAUGGAACAAGCCUGUAUAACCCUAGAAAACCAGAGGAAGAGAUGAGUUUGGGUUCACCUCCCAAGAGAAUGUAUGCGCUCUAUCACCCUUCAUACAACGGAUCUCAGGACCUGUCUAGAACUCUGCAUCAUUACAGUGCAGAGGACCCUUGUCGACUUCCAGCCCCCUGCCUUCCAUUCUCUCUGUCCUCGGGUCACCCGACCGGACAGCGCUAUGAAAGCUGCCCGUCUCUCUUCCUGCAUGACGUGCCACCCUACCCCAGUACAGUCGGCAUGGGGGGGCCCACACCGAUGGGGUGGGGCGGAAGCGACGCCGUCAGGAUCCUGGCCAGACGCGUAACGGCGGACGGGAAGGUCCAGUACCUAGUGGAAUGGGGAAAUGUGAGCGUGUACUGAGAACCUGUGUGUGACAGAGAAAGAGGAAAGGGCUAGAGACAUCAAGAUGCAUCAUUAGGGUUUGCAUGGUUACGAGCAGAGGUGUGAAAGCAUCAAUGAGCAGGUGGGUGUUCAGCGGUCGGGAGAAGAAAACCACAUCGAGCAAAUCCAGGUUGAGCUACACAGCAGCUUCACUCUGAGAUUAUACUGUUAAAUCUCUUACACUUUCCUUUACAGUGUCUCCUAUAUUUUGAAUACUGUUAGAAAACGCCUUUAGAAUGCCUUGAACUUUAUUAUCAUGAUUUGUAAUGUAUAAGCUAUUCAUCGCCAUCACAUGUUCUUCAUGUACACGUAACGGUCAGAAAUUUCAGGAAAGCUUCAUCAUGCGGUCACAUCAAUAAUUGUAAUAUUUUAUCGACAGGGAAAUGAGUGUUCCUCUAAAAUUGUCAUUAUAGAACUAUUUCAGGUUUAGUCCAAGUCAAACUCAAUCAACAGCAGUUGUGGCAUAUUGUUAAUUACUAAAAAAUCAUUUCCACUUCCAAAAAUGUGGGUUACACUUAAAAUGGAAGUGAAGGAAUGUUACAAUGCUAGUAGUUUACAAAUUUGUUGUCUACAAAUUGACCCUGUUAAUUCCAUUGUAAAUGCUUCACUAUAAUCUUGACAUUUGCAGCUUUUUAUUUUUUAUUUAAGAAAAUGUGGGAUUAACAUUAUGCCGCAAAUGCUGUUGAACUUGUACUGAAUCCUGGAAUAUUCCUUCAAUAACAAACGUAUCCUUCAAAAAAAAUUUAAGUAAUAAUGACAAAUAAUUAUAAUAGUUUGUCAGCAUAUUUUAUUCAGAGGAGGAAUUUAAUUAAAUAAAUUUAAAAAAAUCUUUGAACCAUUUUGAAAUUACUAUCUUGUGGAAGCCUAUUUCUGACACAUAAGACAAAAAAAAUGUGCUUUGGUAAAUCUAAAUCAUGAAAUCAAAAGUCAAAUCAAAAUGACAAAAUGUCAUAUUUAUGAGAUGAGAUGUAAUAAUUAUGACAUACUGUAUUAAUGACAUAAAAAGUACAAAUUAUGAUGACCUAGAUAUUACAAGACCUAGUCGUAAUUAACAAAAAGUUUAAAUUAUGACAAAAGUCAUAGUUAUGACAUAAAAUGCCAAGUCAAAAUUCUGACAUAAAAAGUCAUAUUUAUGGGAUAAAAAUAAAAAUUAUGACCUACCAUGUCAUAAUUGACAAAGAUGACAGAUAAUUUUAACAGAAUAAUUUUAAAUAUGACAGAAUAAUUUUAAACAAAAAAAAAAGUUAUGGCAUAAAAAGUCAAAAUUAUGAGUCUAAAUUUUUGUAAAAAUUGACUUUUUAUGUCAGAAUUUAAAUUUUCUAUGUCAUGUUGACGUUAUAAUUUAAAAAUGUUAUAUUAUAAUUAUGAUUUUUUUUAUCAUAAAUUAAUUUUAUUUCUUUUAUGAGACUUUUUAUUUAAUGAAUAUGAUUAAAAAUGUCAUAAUUUCAUCCUUUUAUAUGUCAUAAUUAUGACUUUUCAUGCCAUAACUGUGAUUUACCAAAGCAUGAUUUUUUUCUUACUGUAUGUGGACUUCCAUAGUAACUCAAAUAGCUAAUCGCUUAUUGUUUUUAAAAAGUGCACCGACAGAAAUAUGAUUCAAGAUGGCAGAAACUGAAAACAUUUAUCAGGUCCGAUAAAGAUUACAUGCAGAUCAUUCUACCUGAAUAAAAGCGCGAGGCUGUUAGUCCUUAUGUGAAGCUCAUUUCAUCAGUGAAUGAUAAUGAAUGUAUUGUGUGUGUUUUUUUUGUUUUUUUUAAUUAUUUUUUUAAUUCAUGGUACGUACUUGUUAGGUCAUAGAUGGACUGAUUUCAUGUCAGGGUGACAAGAAUUAGCAGACUGUAGUCUUUUUUAUAGUCGUCUAAGUUUAAUUUGAUGUAUUCUUUGACGUUUUGUCGGAUUAUGUUUAUAUGUACUCUAGGUUGACACCUAAAAUGUAAAAAAAAAACAAUAAA